GUACGUGCAGGACUUUCAGCGCCUCAGGAGGAUAGAGGAGAUGGAAGGAGGGCAGAGGCCGGUGCGAAGUGGAGUGGUGGACCACCCCGUCGACGCCUACCUGCUGGUGAAGCGCCUGACGGUGGAGUGGGCGAGUCUGGAGGACGCUAUCACGGCCCAUGCAAAUUACACUCAAGAGUUGGUCCACCGCGUCGUGGCGUUCCGGGAGCGGACGUCCUUCCCUGUGAUGGAGGACCUGCACGGGGCCGCGGUCGCCCUGGUCAGGCUGCAGGACACCUACCGCCUUAACAUGACCUCGCUCUCCUCAGGCACCCUCGCGCCCGUGACCUCCGUGACUGCUAUGCAUCUUGGGGAGCUCCAGAGUUCGAAGCCCUUAAAUGCCCGCGACUGCCUGUUCCUGGGCAAGCACGCCUUCAACAAGGGUUACUACGACAAGGCCAUCGAGUGGUUCGAGGCGGCCCUGGAGAGGUCCGGCAGCGAGGAGGUCCUGACGGCGCCCAAGGAUGAGAUCGAGCCGUUCCUGCAGGCGGCCAUUAAGGUGCACGACGACGUCCUGGAGAAGCGAGGGCCGCGGGGCACAGACUGGCAGACGAAGACCCUCCCCGUCGACAAGGCCCUCGCCAGCAAACCCAAAUACCUCGACGCAGCCCCCGUAUUCGUCCCCAAGUUGUAUCAACAGCAGAGCGACGAGGAGGAGGAGGAACACUACAACAGGCUGUGUCGCGGAGAGAGACUGAGGACCCCCGAGAUGGAGUCGCGGCUGAGCUGCCGUCACGUGACCGCCGGCGCCGCCUACCUGACGCUGAUGCCUCUGCGCCUCGAGGAGAUGUCACUCGACCCUUACAUCGUCGUGUUUCGCGACUUCCUGACCGAGGCCCAGACCGAAGCCAUCAAGGGUAUUGCCAAGCCGAGGUUGACAACAUCCAGACACAGGGGCCCUGGAGGGAACUUUAUAAGCAGUAUGGUACGAACUUCAAGCACAGCGUGGCUGCGGGAGAGCGUGGACGAUCGCAAGAAACUCCUGCUGAACACGACGCGGAAGAUCGAGUUCGCGACGGGGCUUCAUGCCUUGGAGUCUUCGGCAGGAGAGGACUACCAGGUCGCGAAUUACGGCAUUGGGGGCCUAUACGUGACUCACACAGACUACCUGAUGGUCAGCCCCGACCCCCGUGCUUACACCCCCUGGGAACACUUCAUGGGGGACCGCUACGCAACCUUCAUGGUCUACUUAUCUGACGUGGAAGCGGGCGGCGCAACGGUGUUCCCCCGGGCGGGCGUGACCAUCUGGCCGAAGCGAGGAUCAGCGGCCUUCUGGUGGAACCUUUAUCGCUCGGGCGCCGGGGACGAGAACACGCGACACGGAGCCUGUCCCGUUUUGCAUGGGUCGAAGUGGAUCAGCAACAAGUGGAUCCACUAUAAUGACCAGUUCAAGCAGUAUAAGUGUGGCGUCAACACGUGGGACAAGCAGACGGUACCUUGAUGGAACAACAGCAGCAUGAAACCGCCAAUUGAAGCAUCGCUCGUUUGGCAAAUGACAAACAAGGGACACGGAGCAAAGGAUGUGAAAAAUAAGGAAUUUAAAAAAAUAUAUAAAGAAUAUAUAAAACAAUCGGGAUAGGAGAGGAAAUGUUGAUGUAAAUAAUAGUUUAAUAUCUGUAUGUGCUUUUAUAAUUGUUUACAAGCGGUUUGGAAGAAUCGCUGUGCUUCAGGGCAAAUGGUGUAGCUCACAAUUGUGUGUCUUGUUUUUUUCUUAUUUCUGAUGUUUGUCGUCAGAAUUUCUUUUUUUAUAUAAGUAAAGAGGAGUAUAUGAAGGGAAAACCAUGGCAAUAGAUCGUGUCGAAGAUUACUCAUGUUUGAGAGUAGCGCACUCUAUAUACACAAGGGUACCUUAUAAAUUGACUUUGAUGUUGAGUCAAAAGGUUUUCUUUUGAUAAUGCUUGCAUUUCUAGUAUCUAGAAGUGCUUAGACUGAGCACACACGUGCGUGCACACACACACACACACACACACACACACACACACACACAACACACACACACACACACACACACACACACACACACACACACACACACACACACUCACUCACUCACUCACUCACUCACUCACUCACUCACUCACUCACUCACUAGUGCUUAUGUUUGUUCAUAACUCCAGAAGUCAACAUCGACUUGUGAAAAAUACAUUUCUGAAUUGUGAUAAGGAUUACCCAUCAUGAGGUAAAGGUGAUAUUUUCUAGACUUUAGUUUUUAGGAUUAAGUAAUAAUUCCUUGGCAACUACAGCUUUCGAUAGGACAUGAGGGUUGUUGGUGCCGUCUAUUUAAAUUUAAAUCCAAUACAGGUUGUGGAUGUGUGUAUAUACUGUAUAUAUAUGUAUGUAUAUAUACUUAUAUACAUAAAUAUACAAUGUAUACUUAUAUUUUUAUGCAUAUUUUAUGCAUAUUGAACAGCACAUGCAGUAAACUUCGUUUGGGGGUUGGUGUAAACAGCAACGCAUAUAGUGGGUUGUGCCACCUAAACUUUAAAUCCAA
Molecule: messenger RNA, 2530 nt
Organism: Penaeus monodon (black tiger shrimp)
Lineage: Eukaryota; Metazoa; Arthropoda; Malacostraca; Decapoda; Penaeidae
Product: prolyl 4-hydroxylase subunit alpha-2-like
Biological process (GO): peptidyl-proline hydroxylation to 4-hydroxy-L-proline
Cellular component (GO): endoplasmic reticulum
Molecular function (GO): procollagen-proline 4-dioxygenase activity; iron ion binding; L-ascorbic acid binding
Source: RefSeq, a predicted model, not a curated record